CAUACAAACUCUAAGCAGAUAGCACCCCAGGUCUGGAAUCGAACCCAGGGCCCCAGCGCUGCAAGGCAGCAAUACUCGCCACUGCCUCAGUGCGCCACCCAUCGCGUUUCAUACAGAGAGGAAAUGUGAGUGUACUGGGAUGGACUGGCAUGCUAGGCUGAAGGACAGCAGCCACGAGACCUCGAUCCCACCUGGGCUUCUGGGAUUGGAUCUGACUGACCACACCACACCACACCACUCCGCAGGGUCAGGGGAGCUCUGAUAACUGCUGUAUGGGUGUACAGGAUGGUUUCUGAAAUGAACCUGGAAUUCAGUAUAAAACUGCAUAUCUAAGAUAGUAGCAUGGGAUGUGUGUUGGGUUUUUAUAACAUUUCCUUUGGCAACUAAGAUGCCACAAGAGAGUUCUGGGAAAGGUGCAUGCCUCCAACAGACAAAUCAAAAGUGAAAUGCGCCUACGUUAAUAAAGCCUACUAGUACAAGAGCAGGCAGAAAGGUUUUUGGAAAUAUGUUGGCCUAGAUAUUAAAAGGUAUGGUGUCUCUCUUUGUACGAUUCAAAUAUUUCACAGGAAAUGUAAUAUGCACUGAUUCCUUUUAGGAUACCAUACAACUGAAAAUUAAAUCCAACACGGUCAUCUGUAGUGCUUUCACUGCUGAUCUAAACUAAAACUGUACAGUAUCUUUGCUUUUCCAUGUCUUGGUUUGCAUUCAAACCAGGAGCUUGUGUUAAAGUAAUAUUAAAAGCUUAUUUUCUGCAGUACAUCUCAGAAGAGCUUAUCUUUGAAACCUGGAGCCCAACAUAUUGUGCACAUAUGUCCUCUGGGAUGCGCCUUGCAUAAAAGGCACUAUAUAAAACAAAGGGCUUGCAAGGGUGUUGUGGGAGUCCACAGAGCACAUCUGGGUACAGGGACUGUGUGAUGGAAUAAGAUCCUGACCUCACAGAAUGGAUCAUUCGGAAUGCACACGAAGAAAGAAAGAUCUUGCAUUAAUGUGAUCACCUGACAAACAGCUGACCCAGCAUUAAAAUAUUCCCCAGUGACUGUGCUCUCCAGUGAGUUUAUCCCACAGCUAUUAUCCAGAACAGCAUUUGAAAAGCCACAGCUGCUGCCAUGUUCUUAAUGUGUGUUAAUCUUGUGCCCACCUCCUAGCCUGCAGGACCCGAAUGGUCACUUCCUGCAUUGAGAGUUGUGCGGAAAAGAGCAAAUUCAGCAGCAGCUGUAAAAGUAGCUGGUUUUCUUGAAAGUAAGGCAUCCUUUGUAAUAAAAGGACACCUUUGUACUCUGCCCCCUUGCUGUGAAAAAUUGUUCCACAAAGCAUUCAGAAACGGAAAAGGGUCACUAUGACUGUAUGUCAGGACAGUAGCCAAUCCUGAUCUAAUGUUUCACCAGAACAUCCCCCAGAUCCCCAGAAAUGCACCUCAAGCCCAGACACCCUUCAUAGACUCGCAUCUCUGCCCUAUUUCAGAAAACACACAUCAGAUGAGGACCUGCUGAUUAACUGGUAAACUGAGAUUUGCGACCCAUGUUCUACAUCACCGAUCAAUGAAUGUGUUACUCUGUGGAUCCAAAGAGAACACUGCGUGAAUUCGGACUCUUAUCAGCUGCCUGGCUAGCCUCAACAUGAAGCCUGAGGAAUGUGUUUUUACUCUAGUCACUUUUUAAUCGCCAAACACAAGAAGAAUGUAAACUGGAUUGCCUGCACUGCAAAUCUUUGGUCGUCUUCACACUUGAAAGAUCUGCAGUGAAACAAAUGACGUUAUGAUAAAUUCAGCAGAAUUUCAUUCAUUAACAGGAACUACUGGGGGGAAUAGAUGUGUCUUUCAAAUGGUAACAAAUCAGACCAAAACAUUGUUCUGUUUAGAGAUUCUGUGGGUGUCUUUCAAAUAGGCCACAUUCCUGUAUGAUCCUUAAGUUUCCUGUCAAACCAGGCCUUCAAAAAAAGUUUGGAGGACUAUUCCUACAAAAUGAAAACUCUCUUCCCGAUGUCAUCAUUCUCCUCAUAACCUUCCCCAGGCAAACUUUCCUGUUUAUUAGAGAGGAAAUUCUGUCAUGGCCCUACUGACCCAAAAUUAUAACAUUGUUUCAAUCCCAAAAUCCGACAGUAGUUCUGUAUGACUCUACUUUUUAAACAAAAGAAGAAUCACAUUAUGAUAUGACAAUAAAACAACUUGACAACAGACCAACAAGAAAAAUGCCGCUGUUGGAAAAAACAGACCAUGUGAAGUUGAAUUAUUCACAUGUAGCUUAGGUUAAAUACUACAAAUGCACACCAUAAGGAAACAACUCUAUGCUUUAAUGUGGACAUUAAACACAACAUGCUCGUGGUACAUGAAGAGCCCAAAUCAAUGUGAAAAUAGCUGAUUUUUCUCUGGGCAAAGCUAAAAGAUCUUUUUAUAUUUGAAAACCCCCAAUAGCUAAAAUUGACAUUAAUAAAGAAAAUAACCUUGAAUGUGAAUGCUUGUGUGGUUGUAAGAUCAAAUAGAAACCACCCGAAAUCCUUGAAGAUGAUGUACUUUACUGCAAAGAAGAGUAAAGGAGCCAUGUUGCCAUGGAAACUGUUAUCUUGUCACAGUGGUGUGGUCUUAUAACAUUAAGCUACUUAAGGCUGUGACCAGUGUUUUAAUCUGGACUACAGGACUUCAGUCUACAGCACUUCCUCCCAGACUCUUUUGCAUUGUUGUUUCAGAUGAUAUAGAUACACUCUGCACGGUCCUGUCUGCCUCUGAACCACAGCACCUCUAUAAAACAAUAACAUAUCCCUCCUCUGAGGGCAGAUGAUUUAAACUUGUUUUUCUUCAAACUUUACACUCAGACAGACAAACAAAACCCAAGACAAAACAGCUCUCCUCAUUCAAACCUGACCCCUUUUAGAGAAAGCCCUUUGGAGACUUUAAAAUCUAUUUAACCGUUUUAGAAAGCUCUUGGAUUAAAUAAAACCAUACAGAUCUAACAAAGAGGCUAUCUUAUCAACGUGGGUAACAAAGAAUGUUGGUUGUAUAAAUCCUCUAUCAUUUCUGCUUAACCAAAAUGAUAAAACUUCUGAAUUACCUCAGGCAUUGUUUAAUAAUUACUCUGCAAUAAACAUGACAACCACAUGCAAGAAGUUGCAAAUUUCUAGAAACCUAUGAAGGUCUAAGCGCUGUAAGCUUUCUUAAGUAUAAGGCUUAUAAAACUCAUUCCAUUUACUUCAAGUUUGUUUUUUCAGAACUGGAUGGGAUAAGGUCGUUUCUCCGGUUAGGUUUAAUUAGAUAUAGUUGUGCGAUUUUGAACAUGUGUAAUAAACUAUGCAACAUUAAACUACUGUUUUGCUACUAUAGUCAUAAGGCCUGGUUAUCUCAUGUUGUGUUUUUGUUAAAUUAAAAUAUUCUAUUAAAGCCUCAUUAGUUCCUGGAAGGUUUGAAAACGAUGGUCGUGUGUGGCAUCUUCUUCCAGAACAGUAAUGUGACAUCCAGAGAGAUCUUUUCAGGAGCUUGUGGAAAAUGUGUAACAAUGUACUGUAUUGCUUUAUUAUGUGUUUCAAGGGAAAGAGUACAUUUUCACAUCUUGGCCUCUGCUGUCUUUAAAUAAUGAAUAUCUUGGAAUGCAGAGCUCUGGCUAGGUGAUGGCAGCUUGGUUGAUAUUAUAUCGCUCAGAAGAGUUGAACCAAAUAUUUCUUGGCUUAUUAUGUUUGCUGGGAAGGAGGGGAUCAGAAUAACAAUGACCAUCCAUUCAUUUACCACUUCAGGGUCGCAGGUGACUGGAGCAAGGAAGGACACUAACGGCAGGGCAGUUUUCCCAAAACCAAUUUACCCACCAGUGUGUUGUGGAAGGAAACUGGAGCGCCCAGAGGAAAGCCAUGCAAACAGAGAAAGAACAUACAGUACAAACUCCAAGCAGAUAGGACCCCAGGUCCAGAAUUGAGCAGCAACACUAAGCACUGACCCGCUGUAACAGAGAUCGAGGGAGCUGAAACUGAAGAAUGAUUACGGAGAUCCAAUGGGGUUAAUGAACUUUUUUGUCUUUGAAAAGCAAAAAAGAAAAAACAUACUGUAGGAUGAAGUGGAGGAAAAUUACUAAUCUCACAUGAAGUUCUCAACUACAAAACUAUUAAUAACUGAAAUUUAGAGUUUCACGUGACUCCAUGGUUUACAUAUACCAGCAACCAAAAAGGAGACCAUCUAUAUUUAACCCUUAUUAGUUCACCCACAUCCAAAUGAGUGAAUACAGACACCUUAUUUGUCUGCAUUUUUCAACACAUUGCACUGUCACACCCUCAUUUUCUCUCCCAUUCUGCCUGCCUACAUACACACAAAUGCCAAGAAAGAUGCUGCAGGAGAGCUAUAAACAAGAAUGAAUAGUCUAAACAUUUACAUUAUAAACUCAUACAACGAGAAAAACAAUUACUUCCCUCUUAGUAAGAGCAUUUUGUUUUAAAUGUCGAGUGUAUCUACAUGCUGUUCUAGUUUCUAUUUCCCUUACUUUUAUUCUUACAGGUGAUCUGUUAUUUUGCCUUUUUCAGUCCUUGUGGGGUAUCAGUCCAAGCUGCGGGCUGAGGCAGGGCAGACCUGCCCAUCUUUGACCCCGUGAACCCGACAGCAGCAGACAGGCUGGAGGAGAAGACGCGCGUCCCAGCUCCACCAGUUAGGUGCAACCCAACCCUGCCUGUAGUCAGCCUGACAUUUCCAAUUUUGUUUCAAUUACACUCCACUGACAUUUAAAUCUCAAUUUUUAACGGUUUAAUUUGAUAACCAGCUAUUUCUGCUUGACAUUUACUGCAAGAGCAACAUUUAUAUUUUCCUUUCACAUGAAAGCACUCAAUACAAUUCACCUUCAUUUUUGUUUAAUCCUAUUAUCUUGCCCUUGAAUUGCUGGCUUACGUACUGUGUACCCAUGAUAGUACUGUAUGUCGUACUUCAACAUAUAACAAUAUAUACAGCAUGUAUUACAGCUACAUUGUAUCUGUAACUACAAAAUGAGGGGACGGAAAUUAGCGGUGCACCAGGGCUUUCUGUGCAAUGGGGGAAGCAUUAUGACAUCACUGCAACAGUCUGUCAUGUCAUUUCCUCUCGUUCAGUUUAGAGAAGCCUUUUCAGAUUGCAAUUCCGCUGGAGUCAGGAAGGUACAGACUAUAAGAGUAUAAUGAAAAAGAGCACAGAAAUGUAACACCGAUCAACCAUAACAAGAAAGCAGCAAGUCUUAAAUACUGCGCAUGAUACCUUUGAAGCAAACUGUUUUUUUAAGGGUCUAUUUGACACAGAUGACUUCAGGUAAGUGAGCGGGCACAGUCACUGGCACUGCAUUAUGGAAUCUGUUUUCAAAAUGUGAGGAAAUAACACACAGAAUAUCUAGAUUUGAUGUCUAAACCAUCUUUUUACUAACUGGCACAAUACAAGACAUGCUGUACUGCACAUCUAAGCACGUGCUUUAGAGAUAGAGAUCAUGCUCACUUCCUAUACUAACAAGCCACGCCCCAGUUUCUCUGAAAAAAAGGUGGAUUACCAUUCAAAACAUUAAGUAAAAUGGAGAACUGUCUGAACUGUCUGUCUGUCUCUUUCAACUGUGUCUGAUUACACAGUUGAAAGAGCACAGCAUCUUUGACCGGGUUAAUCAAAUGUUCCUUGACUUGUGCUUCCAAUGAAUGCGCAGGCAGUUUCGGCUCUGGAAUCUGCUCUUCACCAUGUGGAAAGUUGAAAGUGGAAAGAGCAGGGAUCUGAGUCAAAACAUUGAGGAAAAGCCUCUGUAUCUGGUUGAAGAACCUGCAAAGCUAUGACUUCAGCCUGGACGCAGGUGUCUUCACAAUGGGGGUUGAAAAUCGCAACCAGCAGAUGGCGCUGGUCUCCGAAGAUUAAAAUGGACACCCCGCCCCGUCUUGUUCUUCGGCGUGCAGGAAUUCGUCUUGAUACGUCAUUUUGAAGAACUGCUGGAAUAGGACUACAAAGCGGUCCUGGUUAGACAAACGGAAGAUUUACGUAACCUUUCAUUUAUAUGUUUUGAGUGCCUGAGAGCGAUGGAGGGGGGAAGACAGAACCGAGUGUCCCGGCCUCACCGAAUCAGUGAGUCGUCCAAGGUGUACCGCUGGCCAGAGAACGCGGGCUCGGUGCUGCAGGGCCUGAACGAGCAGCGCCAGAAGGGUCUCUUCUGCGACGUGGUCCUGCUGGCGGACGAGCAGCGCGUUCCGGCCCACCGCAACGUCCUGGCGGUCUCCAGCGACUAUUUCAACUCCAUGUUCACCAUCGGCAUGAGGGAGGCCAGGCAGCUAGAAGUGGAGCUGGUGGGGGCCUCCUACAUUGGGCUGAAGGCAGUGGUGGACUUCCUCUACAGCAGCGAGCUGCCGCUGGAUGGCGGUAACAUCGACUAUGUCCUGGAGACCGCCCACCUGCUGCAAGUGUGGAGGGUGGUGGACUUCUGCUGCCAGUACCUGGAGAACGAGGUGAGUGAGGAGAACUACCUGUACCUCCAAGAGCUGGCCUUCAUCUACAGUCUGGACAGGCUGGACUCCUUCAUUGACAGUUUCAUCCUCCAGAACUUCGGCACUCUUUCCUUCACCCCGGAUUUCCUGCAGAACAUCAGGAUGCAGAAGCUGUGCUCCUACCUAGGCAACAGCCUGGUACAGCAUGAUUGCGAGCACAACCUCCUCCAGGCUGCCCUGCAGUGGCUCACGCAGAGCCCCGAGAGGGAAUCGGACGCCAGGCAGGUCCUCUCCAACAUCCACUUCCCCCUCAUCCCCCGGGGUGACCUCCAGACCCAGGUCAAGCCAGCCAUGCUGUCCCUCCUCCCCAAGGAGGCCAACUGCGAAGCCCUGAUGGAGGAGGCCCUGAGCUACCACAGCCAGCUGAUGGCCCAGCCCGUGCUGCAGAACCAGCGCUCGGCUCUGCGGGUGCAGGGGGAGCGGCUGCUGUUCGUGGGAGGCGAGGUGUCGGAGCGGGGGGAGGACCUGAGCGAUGAUGUCUGCUUCCUGGACCCCGCCCAGGGCUGCUGGCUCACAGAGACCCAGCUCCCCGCCCGGAGAAGCCACCACGGAGUCACGGUGAUGGGCGGCUUCAUCUUCGUGGCCGGGGGCAGCUCGUCCCGGGACAACGGGGGAGACGCCGCCUCCAAUCUUUUGUACCGAUACGACCCCCGGCGUAACCAGUGGAUCAAGGGUGCCUCGAUGAACCAGCGGCGUGUGGAUUUCUACCUGGGCUGCAUCGCGGACAAGCUGAUCGCAGUGGGGGGGCGCAAUGAAAAUGGGGCCCUGUCUUCAGUGGAGGUCUACAGCCCCCUGAAGGACACCUGGUCCUACGUGGCUGGUCUGCCCAGGUUCACCUACGGCCACGCUGGCACCACCUACAAGGAGUUCACCUACAUCUCCGGGGGUCACGACUACCAGAUCGGGCCGUACCGGCGGAACCUGCUGUGCUACGACCACCGGGCCGACGCGUGGGAGGAGAGGCGGCCCAUGAUCACGGCCAGGGGCUGGCACAGCAUGUGCACCCUGCAGGACCACCUCUACGCCAUCGGGGGCAGCGAUGACCACGUGGACACCAUGGAGCGCUUCGACAUCCUGAGCGUCGAGUGCUUCAGCCCCCAGUGCAACCAGUGGACUCGAGUGGCGCCCCUCUUCCAGGCCAACAGCGAGUCAGGGGUGGCGGUUUUGGGGGCCCAGAUCUACAUCCUGGGGGGUUACAGCUGGGAGAACAUGGUGUUUUCUAAAGUGGUGCAAGUGUACGACCUGGAGCGGAAGAAGUGGAGCAGGGGGCCAGACCUGCCCAAGUGCAUUGCCGGGGUCUCGGCCUGCGUGUGCGCGGUGAAGCCCCGGAGCCCCGAGAAGAAGAAGAAGGUCAAAGGUCACCAGGUGCGCAGCCGGUGACUGCAGGGAACCAGGCACUGGACCUGUGGGUGUGUAGGUCACCAUGGAAAUCCAUCAAGUACAAGACACGGAGUGGGGGGGCUAUUUUUAUACAAAGCGCGUUUUGCAGUAUUGCCAGACUAGUUUUCUGCUUGGUGAAAAUAUUUCCUAAACUGCAGAGGGAAGACAGCUUUGUGAAAAUACCAGCCCUGCUCUCAGGAAGAGGAGUCUGUAAGAACUCUGGGUCUAUCAGGAGGACUGAUGAUCCGGGAGACUACACUGUUUUUAGCCCAUGCUUUUUUUUUUCAGUUCAAAGGAUGCUAACUAGUUGAAGGUAUAUUUAUGGCUUCGGUAGCAGAGUUUUAACAUUCGAUCCCUCAUCGCAGAUAUAGAGAUGCAGACAACGGUAUUUUAAUCAUUCACCGGGAACUGUAGUUCUACAAUUAAUUUCAUUUCAGAAAUAUUGCUUCUUUAUCGAUACCAAUUUGUCGUGGCUUUUCAAUGUUUGCUGAACACUGGUUCAUUCUACAUAACAGCAUUGAAGAGUCACCCGGAAUUUAAGCGGGGGAUGCCAAUAAUUUCAUCUCUAACUUUGUAGAUUUAAUGGACUUUAACUAAACUAGAAGUUAUCCCAGUCCACAUCAUAUAAUUCCAAAACCAUUAAAGAGUCGCAGAGGUUUAAUCAGUAUUCAGAACUCACAUAAGAAGGUUUUUUCUAAAUGCACCAGAUAUACACAUUAAAGCACUUCUGUUUUUUGUGA
Molecule: messenger RNA, 8564 nt
Organism: Lepisosteus oculatus (spotted gar)
Lineage: Eukaryota; Metazoa; Chordata; Actinopteri; Semionotiformes; Lepisosteidae
Source: RefSeq, a predicted model, not a curated record